Molecule: messenger RNA, 1959 nt
Organism: Trypanosoma brucei brucei TREU927
Lineage: Eukaryota; Euglenozoa; Kinetoplastea; Trypanosomatida; Trypanosomatidae
Exons: 1
Coding region: 1-1959 (652 amino acids)
Biological process (GO): protein transport
Cellular component (GO): cytoplasm
Source: RefSeq, a predicted model, not a curated record
AUGAAGACUCAUCGUGCCGCUAAGCAUGUAACAGCGCAUCGUAUACUGUUGGAGCGGUUAUCUUUACAACCCGGUGAGGUGCUCAGAGGAAUUGUAGAGGUUUGGGUGGAUGCACCGCUGGGAUAUUCGGUACUGGAGGUUGUGCUGCUUGGUCAGGAGUUUACGCGUCUGAAGAGCUCCUUCGGAAAAAUCCUUGGCAAAGAUGCUGCCAAAGCCACAUAUUACAGGCAGCGCGUCGUCGUAGCGGGAUGUCCCGGCGAGAAUUCGCAGGUAUCCGUUGUUUCGGAAGGUGGCGGGAAUCCGGAGGGUGCCAAUAGCGAUGAGUGGAGUGACUUCAAUCGAUCACCGUCGGUAAGUGAUGUGGAAUUAGCGGGUAUUCAAUCGUCAGGACUGAUGCCCGGAACCUACACAUUUCCCUUCAAAGUGAGGCUCCCCUCCGCACUACCGCCUACUCAUGAGUACCAUAUACGAGGAAGUGCUUCAAGGCUGAAAUACACUGUAACAUCGACGCUGCUCUCGAGAGGCCGUCUGCUCUCAACAACCGAUGCACCAUUCAGUGUUAAGGCACUCCCGCUGGAUGAGUCCCGUUGGAUGAAUGCGUACUUAAAAACCGUUCCAAUGUUUGAUGGAAACGUUCUUCUUGUCAGUGACGCUGCCUCUGGGACCGAAGAAGACCGGUGGGCAUCUUUGAGCGGGCUUCAAGGGACUAACUGCAUUUGCAUGAAUCACAACAUGCCGCUUUACGCACCCAACGAAUGUAGUGGCUCCAGUGAUUCCGUGACCGAUGCCGGUGGGCUCUUAACGACUACCCCGUUCGGUGCACCGCACCCUGCGUCGAUGGAUCCAUUAAGGUCUCAGCUGGUAAAACCUUCAGUGAAUAACUGGUUGGAUGGUGCCAGCGGCGUCAACACCAAUGAGGAUGCAACCGAGGACCAGAAGAGUGGGCAUGGCACUGAGGACGCACUACAACCGCGGGCAUCUGCGAAUGAGUCGGAACAAGGGAUGAGUGUUUUUCAACAAGCUGAUUCUUGUUCUGGUAAUAAAAGGGGGACUCAUCGUGGUGGUGACGAUUCGAAGGGCGGUGGUCAAGCAGCAGCUCCUGGAGCCAGCGAUGCUCAGAAUAAUGUUGAUGCCGCCGCGUGCCUCAAUCAACUCGUGCAGCGUGUCCGUCAAGAUGCGAGGUGGGAACAUCGUCUAGAGGUACCAAUUGAAGGGCUAUUUGGCAGGGGAAGUGUUACCAUCACGCUAUCUUUCGGGCGUGUGGUAUUUACCGGGGGCACAACUGUCCGUUUCCAUGGGUUAGUUGACAACGAACGGGGAUUAUCUAAUGUUUUGAUGAUUAAUUUUUCUCUUGUUACCCAUUAUCAAAUGAACUCACUCAUAGAAACCCGUCAUACCAGAAAUGUUAUUUCGGAGUGUUCACUGCGCCAGGUCGUUAAACGCGGGGAGGCGGCUCGCAUACCUCUCUGUACGCUAGAGGUGCCCCAAAACACUUCACCGACUGCUGUAACGUCGAACUGCAGCUGCCGUACGUUUCUUGAUGUUGAAGUUUUCUCUAUGCAUGGCCCCGGCACGCGGUCCGGAUCGGCAAGAACGGAGCUGUUGGUUGUGGACUCGCUCGCUCGUGACGAAAAAUCUUCCGACCGAAAAGGGAGAUGGUCAAACUAUUUUCAAUGUUAUGACCCUUUAAGGGGACAAAGUCGUAUAGACAUUGUUUCAUCGUAUGUGCUAAGUGGAAAGAUAAAUGUCAUCAAGAAGGAUGCGUGUAACGGUAAUGGGGAGCUACUGCAACCGCCAGAGAAACCCAGUCGUUACUGCAAAACGUGGAAACACACUUUCCGCCCCCAACUUGACUUUGUGAAUGCAACGUAUUAUCCGGACGAGUCCAGCGGUCACAACUCCCGGGGCAUCAACCCCCUCCAGAGCCUUUACUACACAGAAGGUUCAUUAACUGAGUAG